Molecule: messenger RNA, 2134 nt
Organism: Alligator sinensis (Chinese alligator)
Lineage: Eukaryota; Metazoa; Chordata; Crocodylia; Alligatoridae
Product: dynein heavy chain domain-containing protein 1-like
Exons: 9
Coding region: 63-2108 (681 amino acids)
Biological process (GO): microtubule-based movement
Cellular component (GO): dynein complex
Molecular function (GO): dynein intermediate chain binding; dynein light intermediate chain binding; minus-end-directed microtubule motor activity
Source: RefSeq, a predicted model, not a curated record
CCUUGCCCCAUGCUCUCGUCUCUCCGGCCGGCAGCUGGCAGCGCAGCACCCGGUGCCUGCGGAUGCAGCAGCGCCAGGCGGUCCUGGGCGCCCGCCUGCUCCAGGCCGUGCCCCACUUCGGCACUGCCCUGCUCCAUAUCUCCAGGCUGCUGCAGGAGCUGCGGUCCGUGCAUUGGCUGCCCCAGGACAAUACCCGCAGCUUCAGCUUCCCGGAGCUGCAGCGGGCCCUGGUCCGGGAGAAGAGCCGUGCGCGUGGCCUCCUGGCCCGCUUCCUUACCCUCUACACCACCAUCCUGGAGCUGGUGCGCAAUGACACGUACAGGAUGGCGCGGGGGCUGCAGAGGGGGACGCAGGUGUGCGGGCACCCCCAGGCUGGGGGGUCCGUGCACCAGCAGCGCCUGCAGAGUGAGGGGAUGCAGCGGUGGCACCGGGAGGCCGAGCGCUGGCUGGGGCAACUGGGCAGCCUGGCCCGGCUCGUCAACCUGCUCGUGGCCCAGAGCCUGGUCUCCAUGGUGCAAGACCAGGUCGCUGCUUUCGUCGGCCACGUCAUGCAGGCCGACGGUGCCAGGUGCGAAGCCGUGCUGCGGGUGCAGCUGGUCUUCGAUGCCAACAACCAGCUGGCACCCUUCCCCUCGCGCCAGGCGCUGGAGGACAGCCUACUGGGUGCGCUGGAUGCUGUGCUGGAGUCCGUGCUGGAGGUGUGCCAGACCAGAAAGGAGCGGCUGGGGUCGCUGCCCGAGUCGAGUGCCUCGGAGGCCGGGACGGCACCAGGCCUGGACCCGCUGACCGGUGCGUGCCCUCGCCCUGCUGCAGCCCCAGGGCCGAGCGGGGUCCUCCCCUGCCCCGGUCCUGUCCCUGCCCCCAGCUGCAGCAGAGGGGCCACCCUGGUCCCUGCUGCGGGGGGCUCACACUGCCCCCCAUGCACAGCGCUCUGGGAGGCGGGGAAGGGCAGCAUGGGGACCCCCGUGGAGCUGCUGCCCGAUCUGUGGGAUGAGGUGCUGGGCACACAAGAGCAAGCCCUGAGGCAGCCCCUCGCGGGCCUGGAGGUGACGGGGUGCCGGGUGCACGGACACUACCCGGAGCCAGUGUGGGAACAUCUGGAGCGGGACCUGCGCACCAAUAGCCGCAUCCAGGGGGCCCGCGCCACCCAGCAGAGCCAGCUGGCGGCGGCGCUGGACGAGACGCGGGAGCUGUGCCGGGAGCACGCGGGGGUGGCCGAGGUGCACACCUUCGUGCAGGGCUGGAGCCCCACGGCUGUGGAGGUCAUGCGGGGCCAGCCGCCCAGCACCUACGCUGAGCACGUGGCCCAGCACCGCGCCUGGGCCCAGCGCCUGCAGGACCUGGGGCCCGCCGUCGUCACCCGCAACCGCCUCUUCCUGGUGGACUGCAGCAGCCUGCAACAGGAGACCGCACCCCUGCUGGCCUCCAUCACCAACGAGCUCCAGGCGCUGGCGCUGCACGAGGCAUCGCUGCGCAGCAAGGUCCUCAUCGCCGAGCUGAGCACCGUGCUGAAGCUCUACCGCAGCGUCGGCUCCGACAUCCUCACCGUCGCCAAGUGCUCCCACAAGCUGCAGCAAUACCAGGGCCAGAUGGGCGAGCUGCAGGAGCGCAUGGAGUACGUGCGCAGCCUCAACGACGUGAUCCGGCACUGCUUCCGCCCGCUCGCCCCGGACGAGGAGAACCAGGAGAACGCGCUCCUGGACACGUGGGAGGCCUUCGUCUUCCAGCAGCAGGAGGCCUCGGACUUCAUCACCUUGCGGCGCCUCAGCAUCGUGGACGAGCUGGAGGAGUCGCGGCAGCGGGCGCGCCAGGAGCGGCACGCCCUGCUGGCCGCGGCCACCACGGGCCGGUUCCGGGACCCCGCGUCUAACGCCCAUGCCGCCGAGCAGGACCUGCGCGCCCUGCUCCUGCGCUUCCAGGCCACGGCCGCCCGCCUGGACGAGCUCUGCCACUCCCAGAAGACCCUCACAGGCACGGCCGUCCCUGCCCCGCCGGGUCCGGGGCCCCCAGCCCUGCACCACCCCGCAGACCCUGGGCUGUGCAUCCCGGCUACAGCCACCCCCAGGCUCCCAGGGGCUGCCCCGGCACAGGGCAGGGCUCCCAAAUGAGUGUCUGCCUGCCUGCCCGCCCCCGC